Messenger RNA from Drosophila montana, 9694 nucleotides. It is a transcript of the gene puf, whose product is annotated as ubiquitinyl hydrolase 1 puf. Gene Ontology annotation, biological process: protein deubiquitination. Gene Ontology annotation, cellular component: cytosol; nucleus. The coding region runs from base 341 to 9562 and encodes 3073 amino acids. The transcript has 15 exons. Lineage: Eukaryota; Metazoa; Arthropoda; Insecta; Diptera; Drosophilidae. Gene Ontology annotation, molecular function: cysteine-type deubiquitinase activity. The record is from RefSeq and is a predicted model, not a curated record.
UCGUCUAGUAGCGAUGUUUCUUAUCGACAGAAAAUAUAUCUAGAAAAUAUAUCAAUUCAUAAAAAUUUACUAGAAUUUAAGAGUACUUUUGGAUGCAAUGUUAGACAAGUGCGUGUUGUGUGCAUGAGAUUGAGUGGCAUUGAGUGCGCAAUAUAAAUGGAAUUGCAUGGACGCUACAAAGGACUAAAGAGAUUGACUAAAAUCCCACCAACAACUUGCACUUUGCGACAACGGCGAACGCUGGCUGAGGCGAAGGAGGCAACGGCAACGGCAAAGCAAACGGAUCUUAAGAAGUAGAAACAGCAGCAGCCACGGCUUUCGGUGGAGCCACACAAGAGCAAUGUGCGAGGUUUGCGCCGAUUUCCAAAAUUUAUUGGAGCUGUAUGAGGUUCGCGUGGCCAGUUCGGAGCUUAAGUUUCAGCUGCUGCUCAAGAGCGAAAUUGAGACGACUUUCAAUUAUAUCCAAUCGUGGCCACAGCGUCAGUGCAUGUGUUUGUACCGGGAUAACAAGAACUAUGAUCGCUUUAAUCUAGUGGUGCAAUCGCUCAUUUGUCUUACGGUGCAACACUUGAAGCACAUUGAUCAUCUAAUCGACAGUUACAAACGGCUAACGGCUAGUGCUGCGCAAGUUGUCGCACAGGCGCAGAGAAAACCCACACCCGAAAAGCCCGACAAGGACUCAAACAACGACAAUGACAACGAGAGCAACAGCAAGCACAAGGAGUCAACGUCCUCGUCGUCGUGUUCGCCACCAUCUGCUGGUGACGACAGUAAAUCAACCCUUCCUGAGGCCAGCGGUGAUGAGGAGAAAAAGGCUUCCGGUGACGGUCCAGGUCCACCCAAGAAACCGCCAUCACCACCGCCACUUCAAGUCCCACCAACGAGCAGUAAGGCACAUCCACAAUACACGGAAGAGCCAUGGAUACUGCCUGAGGUGGAGAAAUUGCUGGUACUCGUAUCCAAGGUAUUUCUGCUCAACUUUCCGCUGUACAUUGCCCAUAAGCACGGCAUGCACUCACGUCUGGACGAUCUGCAAGCGGAGGAAGCGCACCACCUGGCUCUAAUCUGUGAUCUACACGACAACGAUCUUCCCAUUUACCUGCUGCGCAACGUGAGCCUGUUCUGCAAUUCUGGAGGCUUUGGCGCUAUGUCGCUGUGCUUUGAACACCCGGACUUGCCCGUAUCCACAGCUCACUCCAUGACUGCCACAGUGUCUAAUGUGAAGCUAUGGCUCAACUAUCACUGCAACACACAACUGUUCGUGCCACUGCGCAGCCGCAUUCUGCAAUACAUGUGCAAGCUCUCCGAUCAAAAUCUUCGCUCGGCGGCAACGCGUGCCAUGGCUGACUUUGUGUGGUCCUCCAUGCGUGAUCCGCUGGACGUGGCCGUCAACUUUGAUACCGAAGGCCUAGCUCUGGCCUUUAAGUACUUUACAUCAACUACUCUGACGAUGCGUUUGGCCGGUAUGGCGCAGAUCAAUGCUCACAUAAAUCUGUUCAACGAGAUUUGCACCACUGAAACUGUCAAUGAGGUGGAGCUUUUUGGCCAGCGCAUAGCCAACUGGCUAACAGAGAAUCAAAUUGUUCAGCAUCUGUUUGGUCCGAAUCUGCACGUUGAGAUUGUAAAGCAAGCCCAUGUACUUCUUAACUUCUUGGCCGUGGAGAAUCAGAUCUCCGAGGAGGACAUCAAACUCAUCUGGCAGGCGACGCAACUGAAGCACUGCUCCAAAACUAUAUUUGAUAUAUUGCCGGCGCUGGUAAAGAAUCUGGCACCACGUCCGGCUAUGCAUCUUUAUUCGCUGCUAUGCCGUAUGGAUCCAAAGGAGCACACCGAGCAAAGUAUUUACAUUGCAUCCGCUUUGACCAAGUUGAUUUGGACGCGCGAUUGUACGCGCAGUCAAAUGAAUUUAAUGCAAGACCAUUUGCUUGGCUCCAAUGUGACAGCCUCCAGCUCGGACAGCGGUAGCAUUGAAGGCAGCAACACUGAGGAUGAUCAUGUGGGCGCUGAUGAUAGCAGCAUCGCUAGUGGCGGUGGUGGUGGCCACAAAAGCCCUGUCGAUGGCGUAACACCUUGUAAACAAGCAAGACACAGGCGUCAUAUUUGCGAUCCCACCACUGAGAAGGCCAAGCAAAUGAGCGGCGAUGACAUAGCCAAGGUGGACAUUAAAAACCAUCGCAUUGUCAACAUCAUCGACAACACCAGCAGUGAAGAGGAACUACAAUCACGAGCUGCUUUGGAGCUUCAGUUACAUCGCAAAAAGUCAAGCAACAAGCGACGCCGUCCGAAAACUAGCAACAAGCAACAGCAGCCGCUCCUACCGCAUGAGCUGGUCGAAAUAUGGGACGGUGCUGAGGACGUGCCCAGUAGCGAUGAUGGCGAUGCUGAUGGCGACGGCGAACUUCUCGCCGACAGUGAUGAGUGCAGUGAUAGUGCCGCCCAUCAACUGGUGCCCGCUGCCGUACUUAAGCAUUUGCACGGCGAAGGUCCAUAUAUACGCGCCAUUGCCGAGACGAACAUCAGCGAACUUCUAAGCGGUGCAGAGAAUGAUGGCAGCUAUUCGUCACCCAUGAGCAAUAAAUCAGAGAAGAAUCUCGCUGACUUUGACGACGAGGACGUUUCACCGUGUGAGGAAGAGUUGGCACAACUUGUAAAUUCGCAUGGAGCACGUGUGACCGCCCCGAAUUGUAGAGAUGUGGCUCCUGCUUUCGCAGCUGCUGCCGCUGCUUUGAUGGCCGCUCAAUCAGCAAUGGCUAUGCAAAAGUCUGGUGAAACAAAUGUAGCCGCCGCUGCUGCUGCAGUUGCGGCGGCCGCUGUUGCCACUGGAAAUGCGCAACAGUCAUUAGUAGCCAUGCGGCAACAGGCCAAUGCAGCUGCCGCUGUUGCUGCUGCGGCCGCUGUUAAGUCCAAGUCCGACUCAGAUGUGGAUCUGGUAGACGUGGGAAACAAACAACAGCACUCGCCCAGGGCCAGCAAUGCCGGAGCAAGCAACAACCAGCCUUCCUUUAAGCUAAACGAUGUCUGCCAGCCGGGCAACACGCUACUCUGGGAUCUGCUUCAGGACGACAAAAUUGGACAACUUGGCGAAUCUUUAGCCUUAGAGGCUGAGAAGGCGCUAGCAACACUACUAUGCUUCAGCAUGGACCGCCAACUGCGCACAAAAUUCAUUGAAGGCUGUCUCCAUAACGUGGCCAACAAUCGAAGUGUGAUCGUCAGCUUGCGACUUUUGCCAAAGCUUUUUGCCUCAUUUCAGCAGUUCCGACCAUCGGACACACAUACAAUGACAUUGUGGGCUGAUCGUAAUCAUCGCAUGAUGCAGUCCUUCUUCAAUAACAUCCGGCACUAUGCCAGGAGGCAUGCAGAGCUGUUAAUCAACCAAAAUGGCGAGCAGCAACAGCAACAACUGGGCCUUCAGCUAUACUCGCACAAGACGCAGGUUUCUGUGCGGCUGCAGUUUCUCUCGUCUAUCUUCUCUUCGGUGGGCUCGCCCAAGACCUUUCGGCUGACGCUGGAGCAGCUGGAUGCGCUGUGGGAGUGGCUCGCGCAUGAUCCCGAGUGUUCAGAUUGCUAUUUUUCGUGGCUUCAGGCGCAAACGAAGGGUGGUGAUCAGCACGCGCUGGGUAUCGACGCACUACAGCACCUAUACUUGAAAAAAUUGCCAGAGCUGCGUCCAGAAGAAUUUUCUAUGGUGGCACUAGGACUUUUCCAGCAAUUGUGCAGCUUCGCGCGGAUCGCGAUGGCCGAGUAUGAAAAGCACAGUGAGGCCAUUACUGCCAACUCCAGCGCCGUGGGAAUGUACCACCUAUGGAAGAUUGCAUUGCGUGCCCAAAGCAACGAGGUCUCGCUGGCUGCAAUCCAAUACAUCAACAUGUAUUACAUGGGCCAACAGUUGCGCCUGGAAAGGGAGUUUGUGUCGCAGUGCAUGGACAAUCUCGUACAAGCGGCUACGGCGCUGGAAUGCAUUGAGGACGAGAACGCGUUGAUGCGAGUGCAGCGCGGGUUGUUGUUGCUUAACACUCAUCUGGACACUUUCAGGCGACGGUAUGCUUUUCAUUUGCGCCGCUGGGCCAUCGAGGGCAAAGGGAUUGGCUCGCACAGCAAUUUGAAAAACGAGGGCGCCGGCCCACCACUGCGGAUUGUGCUACAGCAGGCGGGCUUAUCUGAAAAAAGUCUGCUGCAUAUGCAUGCCUGCGAUCUCAUCGCUGAUCUUAAAGCUGAGGUUUCUAAGUGGUGGGAGAGCCUGCAGUCGGGCAUCGCGGCGCCCGUUUUGGGCCUGCUGUUAAGCGAUGGUCCUCUGAGGAUUAUUACACAGGGGCAGGAGCUUACAUCGGAUUAUGACGAACGAACUCUGGGUGACGCUGGUUUCAAAGACAAUCAGAUUGUGUAUGUUUCAUUGGGUGGACGCGGUGCUCGGCGCAAGGAAACGAACGUAGAGCAUCCAUCAAUGUUACCGCCACCACCCAAGGAGUGCCUGCCCACAGUACUCCUCCUACAGCCCAAGUACUUUGAGAAACUGUUCUGUUUGAUGCAAACGCUAGGAGACAUGAAGCCGCAAUCUUCAACGGUGCAUCUGCAGCAUCACACAAAGGCGCAGCUGUUGUCGCGCCGAGUGUGGGAUAUUUUGGCCAUGUUGCCCACCAACCCGCAUAUACUAGAUGCUUUCAAGAAUCUGGUUAACGAUCUCAAUGAACUGCAGCAACUGGACGAUCAGGAGCAGCUGGCCAACAAGCGCAAACAAAUUAAGCAAAAGUUUAACGAGUUGCUUGAUCCUAGCAAUCUUCAAAAGUUCAUGUACUCUUUGCACAUCGUCGAGAGCCUGGCGUUAAGUAGCGGCCCGCGUCAAACUGGUGCUUCCUGUGGUCCUGGUGGGGCUGGCGCCAAUGGUAAUCUGGCUACUAGUGAGCAGCCUCGCAUCAAAAAGAGCGCAAACAGACGACAUAACAGCAACGAACAACCGGCGGAGCCGAAACGCAGCAGUAGCAGCAGUGACUGCAGCAAAGAGCAGAUGGGAGGCGACUUGGACGCCACGGUGACAUCAGCCCCACGCUCUGGCAGCGACGCAGAUAUUACCGAGUUGGUCAGCGGCGACAAGGAAAACCAGCCGAAACAGCACAGUAAACGGCAGAAAAAGAUCGAUGGCCUUGACCAGGAGCGUCCAUUGGGCUGUGCCACACCGCCGCCACCUUCGCCUGCAUCCACAUUACCAGCAACACCAGGGCGCAGUGCGCUGCUUGGCGAGAGUAGCAAGUGGAGCGAAGCAUUUAUCAAGUGCGCCGGGCUGCAGCAUCUGUACGAAAUCUUUAGUGCAGGACAACUGCAGCAAAGCGCGCAUGCCAAAGAGCUUGCGCUAAACGAAUGGCGUCAUGAUUGCUUGGCCAGCCUAUUGCGCAUCCUUUGGUUGUUGGGCUUCGAGGAGCUACAGACACAGGAUGUGCACGUGCUGAUGUCGCGACCACAUGCAUUCAUGCUGCAGCUAAUGGAAGUGCCCCAGUGCCUACAGCGCCUGUCCAGCAUACUUAACGAUGAAGUCCAUCAACAUUUGUCAGCCGGCGCCACUUCGCUGGUAUUCCCAUAUCAGUUUCAUCAACUGCGGACUGGUUUCUGGGGACGUGCACAGCUUGUUCAGUUUACUAUGAACAUUCUGGUGAGUUUCGUGCAUGCUUCAGCAGAGGCGCGUAGCUUACUCUGGUCUCAGCCGGAACAAUGUAAUUGGCUGCAGAAGUUCAUACUGGAAGACCCGGAGCCGGCGGUGCGUCGCGAAAUUUGUGCCGGUCUCUAUCGCAUCUGUUUGGGCAAUGCGCAAAGUUACCGCCUGCUGUUGGCUCCUCUGCUACACAAACUUAUUGCAUUGCUGCCGCGUGCCGAGCAAAUGAGCUCUUCAGUGCAGCACACCCAGUUCUUGCUUUCUGAAGAGGGCAAGGAGCCAUAUGGACCAGCUUGUCGGGAUUAUUUUUGGCUACUGGCGCGUCUUGUUGACACUUUGACGCCCGAAAUGGUAGCCGAGGAGCGUAUCGAUAUUGAGUUGCUAUGCGAGAGCGUUUCGGAGAGCAUUCUCAGCCGAGACUACCACGAACUGCGCCAUGGCUAUCAGGAUGAUGGAUUGGUGGGCUUACUCAAUCUCAUGUCCAAUCUAAUUAAGUACGACACUAGCUACAAGUACAGACCCAAGGCAUUAAGCUUCAUUGAGCAGCUAAUCGAGUUCCUGUUCGAAAUGCCCUCUCCAGCCAAUCGCCAAAAACCCAAAUGCAAAUCAGCCACCUCCCGAGCCGCUGCCUAUGAUCUGCUGGUGGAGCUGUGCCGCGGCUGCGCCACCAACUAUAGCUAUCUGCACGCUCGGCUGUUGGCGCAGCACAGGUCCGGUCCGAAGCAGCCAUAUCCUUGGGACUAUUGGCCACGUGACGAGGGACGUGCCGAGUGUGGCUAUGUGGGCCUCACGAAUUUGGGAGCUACCUGUUACAUGGCAUCCUGCAUACAACAUCUAUACAUGAUGCCACAGGCCCGAGCAGCUAUUUUGCGACUACCGCCAGCUGGCACCCAAAAACAUGCACCGACGCUGCUGGAACUGCAGCGCAUGUUCGCAUAUCUGCUAGAGUCUGAGCGCAAAGCUUAUAAUCCGCGCAGCUUCUGUCGCGUGUAUCAGAUGGAUCAUCAGCCCCUCAAUACGGGCGAGCAGAAGGACAUGGCUGAGUUCUUCAUUGAUCUGGUGUCUAAGCUAGAGGAAAUGACGCCAGAUCUAAAGCAUUUGGUAAAGCGUUUGUUUUGCGGCACUUUAAGCAACAAUGUUGUUUCUCUUGACUGCGGACAUGUCUCACGCACCGCUGAGGAGUUUUAUACAGUCCGGUGCCAAGUGGCGGACAUGCGAAAUUUGCAAGAGUCGCUCGAUGAGGUCACUGUCAAGGACACGCUUGAAGGGGACAACAUGUACACAUGCUCACAGUGUGGUAAGAAAGUGCGAGCUGAAAAGCGUGCCUGCUUCAAGAAACUGCCUCAGAUCCUGUGCUUCAACACCAUGCGGUACACCUUCAAUAUGGUGACCAUGCUGAAGGAGAAGGUCAACACGCACUUUUCGUUUCCAUUGCGACUCAACAUGUGCCACUACGUAGAAAAGACUCUGAUGCCGCAGCAAUACAAGGAGGACCGCGAGAAGCGCAAACGUGAACUUCAACAAAAUGAGAAUGAUGAGGGGGCUGAGAAUGAAAAGGCUGAAGCCACACUAGACGCAGACAUCGAGGAGUGCUAUGAGUAUGAAUUGGUUGGCGUUACAGUGCACACAGGAACAGCGGACGGUGGGCAUUAUUAUAGCUUUAUUAAGGAGCGCACGAAAAGCAACUACCACCCGCACGAGCGUUGGUUCCUGUUUAAUGAUGCUGAGGUCAAGCCUUUCGAUCCCUCGCAAAUAGCGGCCGAGUGUUUUGGCGGCGAAAUGACGAGCAAAACCUACGACUCAGUAACUGAAAAGUAUUUGGACUUUAGCUUCGAAAAGACAAACUCAGCGUAUAUGCUUUUCUAUGAACGUCGCUUGCCAGAGCAUUUGCAGCGGCGGCACUCGGAACUUCUGGCCACGCCAACGCCAAGUCCCACUAAUGAGGAUAAGACAGAAACGGACGAGCCGCCCAAAGUGGAGACGGUCAAUAUAAAUAAAAAUGAUCUGACAACAGCGGACAUUGCGGACUCAGUUAAAGCAGAGCCAGAGCAAGUGAAGAUUGAAAAUUUGCAGGAGGACGAACAAACCGAAGAUCAAGACGGGACUCAAAAGAAGGGAGGGAGAGGAAAGGAUCAAAUUACAGCUAAUUGUGAUAAUUUAAAGUCGAAUAGCACAGAAACGCAGGCGUCAACCUCAAAGGCGGCCGUCGUCGUGGAUGCCAAAGUGUCUAAUAAACUACAACAGUUUCGUCCAUUGUUGAGCAAGGAGCUAGAAGAUUGGAUUUGGCAGGAUAACCGACAGUUCUUGCAAGAUCGAAAUAUCUUUGAGCACACCUACUUCAACUUCAUGUGGCAGAUUUGCGGUCACAUACCACAGACGUUAAUCUCGGAGACGGACGUCACUUGCAUGGCCGCCAAGUUGUCCGUUUCAUUUUUUAUUGAAACAUUCAUACAUGCCAAGGAGAAGCCCACCAUGGUUCCUUGGGUAGAGCUGCUUACAAAGCAAUUUAACGCCAGUGAAGAGGCUUGCGAAUGGUUCCUAUCGCACAUGUCAGUUGAACCAUUUUGGCCUGUGCAGGUGCUAAUUCAAUGCCCAAAUCAAAUGGUGCGUCAAAUGUUUCAGCGUUUAGUCGUUCAUGUUAUACAGCGGCUGCGCGCGUCGCAUGCUGAUCUGUAUCUGGGUGUGGAUACAGACGAAAACGACAGGGAGCUGAUUGGUCAAGCAUCAUGUGUUACACGCUUCAUAAGCUCGCUAAUUUCACUGCUGGAACAUGGAGCGCGCUCUCAUCUGCGCCAUCUAUCCGAGUACUUUAGCCUGUUGUGUGAGUUCUCGCGCAUGGGCGAUGAAGAAGCCAUGUUUUUAUUGCGCAUCGGCGUUCUCAAGAGCUUGGUAGACUUUUACCUGGGCCAUAAGCAAACAGAUAGUAUUGACAUCAGCUCAGACAAUGAGGACAACUCUUCAGAUGAGGCGCUCUCAGUAGAAAAAAUGCGUCCAGCAUCGCUAGACAAAAUGAUUGCACUAUGUGCUAGUCUUGUCGAGCGUUCGCGAGGCGCUGAUUUUCGAUUGCGUCUAUCGCCCAAAGACUUUAAUGCCAUUGCCGGUGGAAAGGGCUUUCCAUUUUUGUAUCAACAAAUAAAGGAUGGCAUUAAUCCGCACCAGACAAAGCAUUUAAUCCACGCGCUCUGCCGCUGGGACGAUCGUUUGGCCACCCAAAUCAUCAGUAUGCUCUUCGCCUCGGUCACCAAACACACUGAGCUCUGUGCACCAUUCUUCAAGUUGCUGACACUGCUCACCGAGACACAGGGCGGUCCAGUUGGCCUGCCCUGUUUUACGCAGCUGGUGUUGCCACGAAUGUGGGAUGCGGCAGAGUACUGUCCACAGUCUGUGCUUGACUGGCUGUCGCUGCAGGCCACCAAGAAUAAAAUAGCGCAUGCCUGGAUUCUUCAGUCCGCCGAGCAAUGGCUGGAACAAUUUUUACUCGCGCAUGAUAAUACGCGCGUAAGAAAUGCCGCUGCCUGCCUGCUGGUGGCGCUGGUGCCCUCCCAGCCGUUUCGUGCCAACUUCCGCGCUCACUCGCAACAUAAGUUGUUGGCUCUCAAUCCGCACAGUUAUCGGGACAUCAACAGCGAUGCCCAAGUUGUGCUGCAUCAAGUGAUAACAUUGCUGCUGCGGCUGCUGCGUCCAGCACGCGCUUAUGCAGACAUAGGGGCACAUGGUACUACCAAGCUGACCGCCUAUUUUAAUCUACUCAGCUACUGUAUGGUUUCAAAGACUGAAAAACUAAUGGCAAGUUUGGCAGCACACAACCACACAGCUUUCUGCACAUCUCUGUUCCGAUCGCAGCUAAAUUUGUUUCUUUCGCCAACAGAUAGGUUCAUUUAUGCGCUCCCUAUGGGAGCUGUUUCAUCCGCGCCUCUCUGAGCCCAGUGUGCCGGCGCAUCACAACAAACAUGCCUUGCUCACCUUCUGGCAUCACUCGCUUGUCGACUGCCCGGAAAAUGCGGCCCUGGUGGCCAACUGCCCGGAGAUAACGCGCAACAUUGCAUUUAACUA